Molecule: messenger RNA, 2276 nt
Organism: Enterobius vermicularis (human pinworm)
Lineage: Eukaryota; Metazoa; Nematoda; Chromadorea; Rhabditida; Oxyuridae
Source: the annotation of a GenBank genome assembly
AUGGCACACAGGGUUGAUGUUUUUGGGUGUGUUUUUGUGUGUCUGUGUGUGUGUUUGUGCGAUGAACGACGGUUAUACUGUAACUGUGAAAUCGGCACUGACCAAACGAGCCAUGGCCACAGUUUUACUUUUGCUGUUGCUAUUGUUGUCGAUGCUGCUGCUGCUGCCGCUGCUGUUGCUGCUGCUGCUACUCCUGUUGAUAUUGCCGCUGUUGACCCAUUGAGUUUGCUGUGGCAGUCGUUAACCAGUGAUGAAUUUGAGGUCAAGUUUAAGCGGUUUUCAUAUGCUCUAUUUUCAGUUUGUCGGUCAUGUUUGCUCAAGCAUCUGAAAGUAUCGAAAACAUGCCCUGUUUGUGGGAAUGAUCUAGGUUCGAAAUUAGGAAAAGCAAUAGGACGGGAUUUAUUUUUGCAAAGAUUAGUUUAUAAAAUAGUACCAGAUAUGUACUGGAAAGAAGUAAUGCAGCGGACGGAGUAUCUUCGGAAAAGAGUGAUUUCGGAAGAAGAAAUUGCUUUUCUUCUUGAUAAUGACAUGACGGACUUUGCAAACCAUUUUUGUGCCGCUUACGAAAAAAUCCCUUUGUGUAUUGAAUACAUUCGAAGUGCCCCUAGUCAAGAAGAAGCGGACGAAGACGUAAUGGAUUGGCAAGAUGGUUCUGUUAAAACGACACUUAAACUACCGGCUACUGAUCCUGAUGAAUCGGAACAGAGCGGUAUUAAUGAGGCCAGUACUUCCCAUAGUGGAUCUGAUUUUGACAGUCCUAGUAAGACACCAAUUAAAGCGGGUACAAAAGAUGAUCAGGAAGUGGAUGACAUGAAGAAACCAAGCAGGAAUAAACGCAAUAGCAGAAGUGGAAGAAGAAGUGUAACUAAGGCCGAUCGUCUAAACAACAACUCUGUUGCGCCACCUUUAGAAUUUAGAAGAUACUUCUUAGCAGAGGCUAAAACAAAGUUAUCAUCAUUUCGGAAAGUCUUAGAGGGAAAGCUGAAAGUUAGAGAGAACGGUGUUCAGUUGCUGUUUUUGGAUUCGACUAAAAACUCUGUUCUUGAAGACAACUGUACAUUACAAGACAUCGCUUAUAUUUUCGGUUGGGAUCGUAGAGAGUCGAUGAAGAUUCUUUUUACUUUGCAGAGGGAACCGGCUGACGAUGAGCCGCCAGUUCUUACUAUGGAAGAAAUGCCAGUACUGUACAAGGAAGAGCCCUUUGCAUGCCAAGAGGAAGAGAAGCAAGAUCAGUCGACUCCUGUGAUAGCUCCUGUCGUUAUUCCACAGUUAACGGUGACUCUAGAUGCUGCCGCUAUGGCAGGAUCAGGGAAGCAACAGCCAAUCAUUGUUACCGGGCCGUCCCAGCCUCCAAGGAAAAGGAGGAAAGUUUCAUCUCCUACGAAGCGUACGAGUCUUACUCCUCUUUAUCCUGUUCAGCGCAUGACUGGUUUAUCACCACAUGAAAAAGCCCCUCCAAUGAUGCCAUCUCAACCACCUAAAGAAGUUUCCUCAGCAAAGAAAAACCUUUUAAAUCAGCAGGCUUUGAAUAGCCCUGCAACAACUAGCAGCUCUGGCACAUCGCCUGCAGCCUCAGCGAAACAAACUGCGAAAGGUGAGGCAAAAAAUUCUGCCUCGGCUGGUGAGAAACAGGAGAACUUGAAUAGUCGGAUUCAUGAAAUUCUCCUUCAUAAGGGUCUUCCGCCUCCUCCGCAGAAUGCAACAGCACCAUCUACAUCAGCGAGCCAUGUCCCUGAAAAAUCUGAGCCACCAAAAGCUUCGUGCGUUUCGGCUGCCCCGCGUUUAAUAGCUCCAGCUAUGGCCCCUGCAGGUAUUGGAGCAGCUCAGCCGUCAAGUUCGUGUAUUGUGCCUGUAUCUCACUUACGCUCACUACAACCGAGGCAGGACAAAAUUAACUAUGAUGAGAUUGUGCGACAUUUUGGUUCCUUUUCUAGGUUUUGCGCUCCUAAUGGAAUGCUUCCUUUGUGUGACCCGCGAAUUGCACAUGCUCCAAUCAAAUCAAUUUUAUCAGUUCAGCACACAGAUGUUGCACCCUAUUUAAGGGGAGAGGAAAUAAAAAAGAGGGAAGUUUUGCUGAAUUCUGGCGAAGCUCAAGGCCGUUUUUUAGUUUUGGUGGCGUUGCUGCCUAUCUUUUCUUUUAUACAUUUGGAAUCAGGUUUGAAAGUGCCGGAGGGGAAGAGGGAAGUGUGGUUGUCAUUUCAACGACUGUGGGUGAUCAGGACUGCACUGCUAGCCGUAGAGUUGUUAGGCCCUGAAGUGAAUCACUUUAUGUGACC